Messenger RNA from Pseudogymnoascus destructans, 1003 nucleotides. RefSeq lists its product as uncharacterized. Gene Ontology annotation, molecular function: peroxiredoxin activity. Lineage: Eukaryota; Fungi; Ascomycota; Leotiomycetes; Thelebolales; Thelebolaceae. The record is from RefSeq and is a predicted model, not a curated record. The transcript has 3 exons. Gene Ontology annotation, cellular component: cytosol; mitochondrion. The coding region runs from base 210 to 905 and encodes 231 amino acids. Gene Ontology annotation, biological process: cellular oxidant detoxification; cell redox homeostasis; cellular response to oxidative stress.
ACCACUAAUCACCUAUAAGACCACUCUGUCCCUGCUUCCUUUUUCUCUUUCUGCUCUCUUCUACCCCUCUUCAAGCUUCACUCUUCAUUCUUCAUUCUUCAUUCUUCAUUCUUCAUUCUUCAUUCCUCAUACUUCUUGGUUCUAUUACUCUCGUAGUAGCAUCGCCAUAUCUCAUCUCCAGAAUAUCUCCAAAUAACAUCAACGUCAUCAUGUCUGCUUCCGAAGAGAGAGCUGCUCCCCUCCGCCUGGGCUCCAUCGCCCCCAACUUCAAGGCCGAGACCACCGGCGGCGACAUCGACUUCCACGAGUUCAUCGGCGACAAGUGGGUGAUCUUCUUCUCGCACCCCGAGGACUACACCCCCGUCUGCACCACCGAGCUCGGCGCCUUCGCCAAGCUCGAGCCCGAGUUCACCAAGCGCGGCGCGAAGCUCAUUGGCCUCUCCGCCAACACCAUCGAGUCCCACGGCGGCUGGAUCAAGGACAUUGAUGAGAUCUCCGGCUCCAAGCUGACCUUCCCUAUUAUCGGCGAUAAGCAGCGCCAGAUCGCCUUUGCGUAUGAUAUGCUUGAUCACCAAGAUGCUACCAAUGUCGAUGCGAAGGGCAUUGCUUUCACCAUUCGGUCGGUCUUCAUCAUUGACCCAAAGAAGACUAUCCGCACUAUCCUUUCUUACCCCGCCUCCACCGGCCGCAACACCGCUGAGGUUCUCCGUAUCCUUGACAGCCUCCAGACCGGCGACAAGAACCGCAUCACCACCCCCAUCAACUGGAUCCCCGGAGACGACGUCAUCGUCCACCCCUCCGUGACCAACGACGAGGCCAAGACCCUCUUCCCCCAGUUCCGCAUCGUGAAACCAUACCUGCGCUUCACCCCUCUCCCAAAGGAGAAGACCUCUGCCAACAUCUAAGUUAAAAGUCGUGGAUGUGGUAGUGGGAGAUGAUGGGAAGGGAUGGAAGAUGGAUGGAUAGAGUUAAAUUGUUUGUUUUUAGCGGAGAGAGGAGGAUA